Pseudoliparis swirei is the source of this 1257-nucleotide messenger RNA. RefSeq names its product 8-oxoguanine DNA glycosylase (gene ogg1). Lineage: Eukaryota; Metazoa; Chordata; Actinopteri; Perciformes; Liparidae. Gene Ontology annotation, cellular component: nucleus. Gene Ontology annotation, molecular function: 8-oxo-7,8-dihydroguanine DNA N-glycosylase activity; damaged DNA binding. Gene Ontology annotation, biological process: nucleotide-excision repair; base-excision repair; base-excision repair, AP site formation. The record is from RefSeq and is a predicted model, not a curated record. Bases 12 to 1223 code for a protein of 403 amino acids. The transcript has 7 exons.
UUGUUGUGGCCAUGGCCAAGCACGCGCUGCUGUCAUCGGGGGCGCGCGCGUGGAGGUCCCUGGCCUGCGCCAGGUCCGAGCUGCGGCUGGAUCUCACUCUCGGCGGCGGACAAUCUUUCCGCUGGAGAGAAACCGCGCAGGGCCACUGGACCGGAGUGAUGGGAGGACGCGUGUGGACCCUGACCCAGACGGACGACACCCUCUGGUACCACGUGUACAGGAGCUCGGCCGGGGAGAGGAAGAGGAGGAAGAGGAGGGCCGGUGCUGCUCUCCAGGUGGAACGGGACAAGUUGAGGAAGGAGGAGGAGCCGGUGGCAGGGACCCCAGUGCAGGAGGAGGAGGAGGAAGAGGAGGAGGAGGAGGAGGAGAUGCUGAGAGACUACUUCCAGCUGAAGGUGCAGCUGGGGCACCUGUACCAGACCUGGGGGGCUGCAGACCCUCACUUCCAGAGCAUCGCACACAUCUUCACAGGUGUGCGGAUGCUCCGCCAGGACCCCACUGAGUGUCUCUUCUCCUUCAUCUGCAGCUCCAACAACCACGUCUCCCGUAUCCAGGGCAUGGUGGAGCGGCUGUGUGCGGCUCUGGGGGCCCCGCUGCUCCGGCUGGAGGGGACCGCGUACCACCGCUUCCCCUCGCUGGCCGCGCUCGCAGACCCCCUGGUGGAGGCCCGCCUCCGGGACCUGGGCUUCGGGUACCGGGCCCGGUUCCUCCGGCAGAGCGCGGCUCAGAUCCUGGACUCCCGGGAGCCCCGGUGGCUCGAGGGCCUGCGCGGCGUCCCGUACCCGCUGGCCCGCGACGCCCUGCGGACUCUCCCCGGCGUCGGCACCAAGGUGGCCGACUGCGUGUGCCUGAUGUCCCUGGAUAAGGCCGAGGCCGUCCCCGUGGACACACACGUGUGGCAGAUCGCCAGACGGGACUACAGCGUCGCCCCCGGCAACAAUCAGAAGAGCAUCACGGAUAAACUUCACCGGGACCUCGGAGACUUCUUCAGACGCCUGUGGGGUCCUCGUGCCGGUUGGGCCCAAUCGGUGCUCUUCUGUGCCGACCUCAAGAAGUUCCAGAAGCUCAAAGAAACGUCGCGGCCGAAGAAAAAGGAGGAGGAGGAGGCGGAGAAGGAGAAGGAGAAGAAGGAGGAGGAGGAGGAGGAGGAGGCGGGGCCGUGCAGGAGCAAAAAAAUGAAGGCGGGAAAAAAUAGAACCACGAAGAAAAUAAAGACAACAUAACAUGAGACUUAAUUGUGUGUGUGUGUGUGUGUGU